Homo sapiens (human) is the source of this 8388-nucleotide messenger RNA. It is a transcript of the gene MGAT4A, whose product is annotated as alpha-1,3-mannosyl-glycoprotein 4-beta-N-acetylglucosaminyltransferase A. The transcript has 16 exons. The record is from RefSeq and is marked reviewed. NCBI's taxonomy places the organism in Eukaryota, Metazoa, Chordata, Mammalia, Primates, Hominidae. Gene Ontology annotation, biological process: N-glycan processing. Gene Ontology annotation, molecular function: alpha-1,3-mannosylglycoprotein 4-beta-N-acetylglucosaminyltransferase activity; glycosyltransferase activity; acetylglucosaminyltransferase activity. Gene Ontology annotation, cellular component: Golgi membrane; extracellular region. The coding region runs from base 321 to 1928 and encodes 535 amino acids.
GCGGCCCGCAGCGGCGGCGGCAGCGGCGGCGGCGGCUACAGCAGCUCCGCCGGCAGCCGCGGGAGCACGGCGACGCCAGCGGCGGGAAGGGAAAAGGCCGAGGCAUCAGCGUGUGAAGACCGCAAAGACGAUCCCGAGUACAGUUGUGAACAGCAUUGCUGCUAGGCUCCUCCUGCAGAUCAUCUGAAAUGAACCUCUCUUAUUGAUUUUUAUUGGCCUAGAGCCAGGAGUACUGCAUUCAGUUGACUUUCAGGGUAAAAAGAAAACAGUCCUGGUUGUUGUCAUCAUAAACAUAUGGACCAGUGUGAUGGUGAAAUGAGAUGAGGCUCCGCAAUGGAACUGUAGCCACUGCUUUAGCAUUUAUCACUUCCUUCCUUACUUUGUCUUGGUAUACUACAUGGCAAAAUGGGAAAGAAAAACUGAUUGCUUAUCAACGAGAAUUCCUUGCUUUGAAAGAACGUCUUCGAAUAGCUGAACACAGAAUCUCACAGCGCUCUUCUGAAUUAAAUACGAUUGUGCAACAGUUCAAGCGUGUAGGAGCAGAAACAAAUGGAAGUAAGGAUGCGUUGAAUAAGUUUUCAGAUAAUACCCUAAAGCUGUUAAAGGAGUUAACAAGCAAAAAAUCUCUUCAAGUGCCAAGUAUUUAUUAUCAUUUGCCUCAUUUAUUGAAAAAUGAAGGAAGUCUUCAACCUGCUGUACAGAUUGGCAACGGAAGAACAGGAGUUUCAAUAGUCAUGGGCAUUCCCACAGUGAAGAGAGAAGUUAAAUCUUACCUCAUAGAAACUCUUCAUUCCCUUAUUGAUAACCUGUAUCCUGAAGAGAAGUUGGACUGUGUUAUAGUAGUCUUCAUAGGAGAGACAGAUAUUGAUUAUGUACAUGGUGUUGUAGCCAACCUGGAGAAAGAAUUUUCUAAAGAAAUCAGUUCUGGCUUGGUGGAAGUCAUAUCACCCCCUGAAAGCUAUUAUCCUGACUUGACAAACCUAAAGGAGACAUUUGGAGACUCCAAAGAAAGAGUAAGAUGGAGAACAAAGCAAAACCUAGAUUACUGUUUUCUAAUGAUGUAUGCUCAAGAAAAGGGCAUAUAUUACAUUCAGCUUGAAGAUGAUAUUAUUGUCAAACAAAAUUAUUUUAAUACCAUAAAAAAUUUUGCACUUCAACUUUCUUCUGAGGAAUGGAUGAUUCUAGAGUUUUCCCAGCUGGGCUUCAUUGGUAAAAUGUUUCAAGCGCCGGAUCUUACUCUGAUUGUAGAAUUCAUAUUCAUGUUUUACAAGGAGAAACCCAUUGAUUGGCUCCUGGACCAUAUUCUCUGGGUGAAAGUCUGCAACCCUGAAAAAGAUGCAAAACAUUGUGAUAGACAGAAAGCAAAUCUGCGAAUUCGCUUCAGACCUUCCCUUUUCCAACAUGUUGGUCUGCACUCAUCACUAUCAGGAAAAAUCCAAAAACUCACGGAUAAAGAUUAUAUGAAACCAUUACUUCUUAAAAUCCAUGUAAACCCACCUGCGGAGGUAUCUACUUCCUUGAAGGUCUACCAAGGGCAUACGCUGGAGAAAACUUACAUGGGAGAGGAUUUCUUCUGGGCUAUCACACCGAUAGCUGGAGACUACAUCUUGUUUAAAUUUGAUAAACCAGUCAAUGUAGAAAGUUAUUUGUUCCAUAGCGGCAACCAAGAACAUCCUGGAGAUAUUCUGCUAAACACAACUGUGGAAGUUUUGCCUUUUAAGAGUGAAGGUUUGGAAAUAAGCAAAGAAACCAAAGACAAACGAUUAGAAGAUGGCUAUUUCAGAAUAGGAAAAUUUGAGAAUGGUGUUGCAGAAGGAAUGGUGGAUCCAAGUCUCAAUCCCAUUUCAGCCUUUCGACUUUCAGUUAUUCAGAAUUCUGCUGUUUGGGCCAUUCUUAAUGAGAUUCAUAUUAAAAAAGCCACCAACUGAUCAUCUGAGAAACCAACACAUUUUUUCCUGUGAAUUUGUUAAUUAAAGAUAGUUAAGCAUGUAUCUUUUUUUUAUUUCUACUUGAACACUACCUCUUGUGAAGUCUACUGUAGAUAAGACGAUUGUCAUUUCCACUUGGAAAGUGAAUCUCCCAUAAUAAUUGUAUUUGUUUGAAACUAAGCUGUCCUCAGAUUUUAACUUGACUCAAACAUUUUUCAAUUAUGACAGCCUGUUAAUAUGACUUGUACUAUUUUGGUAUUAUACUAAUACAUAAGAGUUGUACAUAUUGUUACAUUCUUUAAAUUUGAGAAAAACUAAUGUUACAUACAUUUUAUGAAGGGGGUACUUUUGAGGUUCACUUAUUUUACUAUUAUAGACCCUCUUUUAUAGAUUAUCAGGGAUUAUAUAUAUAAAUAUAUAAAUAUACAUAAAAAUGUUAUGGAAUUAAUUUAUUAGAAACACUUAAGAAGUACAUAUUUUUGUGCAGUAGAUUUUUGAAUCGAUACUUUUUUUGAAAACCAGUUUCCUUGCUUUUUUAAGUUCUUUCUAUAUUUUUCUUUGGAAAUGCAAACAUUACAAACCAAUGCCAUUUUUCAAAUGCACUGCCAUUUAAGAUUGAUUAUAGAUGGAUUUCUUAAUUGAAGUACUUUUAUAAUCACAGUGACUGAACAAAAUAUUUUCAAAGACAUUUGUCAUUCCUUAAAGCCAAGAUUUUAAAGACUAAUGUCCUUCCUGAGGGUUACUUUACUAUACUGUGUAUGGUGUAUAGCCACAGAAAGUCAGUCUGAUAAAUUUUCAAUGUGUAAGUGUGAUGCAUUCAACCCAGAUUAUUGUAGACUUAACUUAUUAUAUUUCCUCUGAUAUGUAAAAUGACAAACUCUUCUUUCCUUUUUAAUCUUUGUCUUUAAUCCAUGAAUUAGGUGCAUUAUCUGCUGUUGAUUCUUUUAUAUCUGCACUCAUUUUAUGACGUCAGACAAAAUGUUUUCUAGGUGUUGCUAUUGUAUGAGUCAUAAUUGGUAUAAUUUUAAAGAAAAUUGUAAUAUUGUUUUUUGGUGAAAUAUAUUAUUAGUAGUAUAUUUUCCAAAAUGAUUUUAUUGUAGUAUGAACUGAUAAGUGAGUCCCGUGUCCAAGAGACUGUAUUUAUUACUCUUAAACACGCUAUUCCAAAUGAUAUUACUACUAUAAACAAAGAAUAUUACCGGUCUCAGCAAUCAGUGAUCUUUAUAAAAGUACUUUUAAAAAAUGAUGAAUUAUCACCAGGCGCUGUGGCUCACGCCUGUAAUCCCAGCACUUUGGGAGGCCGAGGCGGGCGGAUCACGAGGUCAGGAGAUCAAGACCAUCCUGGCUAACACGGUGAAACCCUGUCUCUACUAAAAAUACAAAAAAUUAGCCAGGCGUGGUGGCAGGUGCCUGUAAUCCCAGCUACUUGGGAGGCUGAGGCAGGAGAAUGGCGUGAACCCAGGAGGCAGAGCUGGCAGUGAGCUGAGAUCGCACCACUGCACUCCAGCCUGGGCGACACAGCUAGACUCCGUCUCAAAAAAAAAAAAAGAUGAAGUAUCAACAUCAGUUCCCAGCCAGUCUGCUUGGACACACUGGGGUGCCACAAGUGGGUUGCAGGUUGGUUGCAGACGGGCAGAGAUGGAUUCUGCUGAGCUUUCAGAGUGACCACUGGCUGGGGCCUAGCGCUGGGGCAAGGUUCCAGCUGGCUGCCUCUAGCCUGGAGGAGCUUCAUCUAGUUACCCAAUGUGCUGAACCAACAGCAUGAAAUAGCAUCAUUUCCUGUGCUGUGUUACAAAGUGCAAACGUUUGGAAACACUGAUACAGUACAAUUAUUUCCAUCACUCCAUGUUGUUAUAAUUUUUAGUUACUUUUCUUGAUUGAAAAGUCAAUCACAUUGCCAAAAAUGAUUUUUAUGUCAGUUAAAGGCCAGUUGAAAUUUUUUUAUUAGGAUGUUUUAAAUUUACUUUUCACUUUCUUGAAUUUUUUUCUUCUCAAAUUUCCUUGGCCCAGUGCCCAUGAGCAAAUUUCAUUCAAAAACAGGAAUAACCUUUUGUCAUAAAAUUUUGGCACCAGCUUGGUAUACUAAAUUACUGCAAAGAUAACUGAGUACCAGAAGUAAAAAUCUCUGCAGGUGGGCUUAGGAGUACUCUUGGGUCCCUGGUUCCUCAGUUGCCAACUCUGGUUUCAUGAAGAAAGACCAUGCUCUGAAAAUCUAGGGAGGAGAAAGUUAUUGCAGCACCUGGUGUGAUUUGUUACAACUUCUUUAAAGACAGCCUGCCUGGCUAGCUUUUUCCUGUUUUCAUGCAGUUUGCCCUCCCAGCAUUGGUCCACCUGUUGUUCCCAAGAAACUCAUUCUUGUUCCCAAGACUCCUUUUAGCCAAAUCUUUCCUAUCAUUCCAGGACUUUUUUGUGCUUCUCUCCCCAUGAAUCUACCCGUGCCUAGGGUGUGUGCCAGGCACGUGGCAGGUGGCCAGUCAGCAUCUGGAUGUGAGACCAAUUAUUCCAGCCUGCCCUCCUCUUUCUCUUUUUAUCAUUUUGUAUUAUUUUUGAGACAGGGUCUCGCUUUGUUGCCCAGGCUGGAGUGCAGUGGUGCUCUCAUAGCUCACUGCAGCCUCGAUCUCUGGCCUCAAGCAAUCCUCCUGCCUCAGCCUCCCAAAGUGCUGGGAUUAUAGGUGUGUGCCACCAUGUCCAGCCCCCUUUCUCUCUCUUAACUCCCUCUCCCUGCUGUCGUUGCCAUACUCUUGCAUACACAAUCGGUUGUCUAGUUUUUGAUUGUUUGUGUGUAUGGUGUGUGCUGUCUCUCUGACCAGAUUUCAGGUUCCUGAGGCGAGCCUGCAGCUCAUACUGCUCAUCUGUCCUCUCCUAUGGUGGGUGCUCAGGGCCUCUCACUGUUAGUUACUCCCUCCUUUCUGCCCAGUUCUGCACUCAACUAGUAGAAGCAGCCAUCCUUUCCCCAAGCAGGAAAUUGUAGUGGUCGCCCUUAAGAGCAGUGUGAGGGCAGAAGAUUAAGGGAGGGGAAGAGUCCCUGGAACUGGAAGAAGGUAAAUACUUUGCCUUGAGAGGGCGCCGAAUCAUUUUACCAAAAUAGUAAAUGGAAAAAGUGUCAAAGGUUGGGACUAGUUUUAAAAACACAUAUAGCCAGUAGACACAUGGGGGCUGUUUAAAUAAAAACAUUUUUUUACCCGGUUCUGCCAUCACACACACUAGUGACAUUCCAAGUACUCAGUGGCCAUGUGGAGCUAGUGGCCACCACACUUGACACCACGGAUGCAGAACUUUUCCAUCACUGCAGAAAGCUCUGUUGAACAGUACUGUGUCCAGAGUGCUAAUUAUGAACAGCUUAGAAACCACAAUUAAUACAUUCUCAUGAGGUUAAAAGCAGACAUGGGAAUAGAACAUAAUGCAAAUGAUGAUGAAUAUUUUGGGUGAGAAGAGAAAGCUGAGGACCCAUUUCUAGGAUUCUAAGAUGUAAGAUUUCUUAAGUUCUUUAUCUUAGUCUCAUGCAUUCUCCACAUCACGCGCUGUACCAUACUGUGUAGUCAGAACAGACAGUGUGAUUGAAAAGCUUUGGAAAAAGUUAACACAAAGGAUUAUUUAGCACAUAGGCUGUAGAUACGUAUGUGUGUAUUUGUUCAACAAUUGGAGAUGGUUGAAUACCCUUGAACAAAGUGUGUAUCUUCUCAAAUCAGUGGUUGCACUAGUCAAUAAUUAGAAGGUGUUGUUAUUUUUAAAACUAUAAGCAAAAUUAUGAAGGCCUUUAAAAAAUCUAUCAUAAUAAUGAAAAAGAGGUUGUCUCCCAACAGUGCUGUCCCUCAAAGAAAAGACUGGUUAUGUGGAAACAGCACGUUUGGAGAGAUUAUUCUAGUGAAUAACAGUGUAUAUUUGUGGUAGGCAAAUUUCUAAGAAUGACCCCUACUGACACCCCCACCAAUGACCUUGUAUAAUAUCCUCCCACUUUGAGCAUGGGUGGAACCUGUUUGAUCCAUGAUUAUAUCAUGUUAUGUAGCAAAAGGAAGACUGUCUGGGGGUGGCUAAUCAAAUCUUGUGACUCCUUUAAAAGCAGAGAGUUUUCUCGGGCUGGUGGCAGAAGUCAAGAGACAAAGCAGAAGGACCUCAGGCACCAUUGCUGUUUUAAGGUAGAGGGGGCUGCAUGAGAAGGAAUGCACAUGGCUUUGAGGAGCUGAGAGAGGCCUUGGCUAACAGCAAAGGAGCUGGGAACUGCAGUCCUACAGCCACGGGAACUGAAUUCAGCCCAUAAGCUCAUUCAUAGGCUUGGAAAGGCAUUCAUCUCCAGUCUCCAGAUAAGACCCAGCCUGGCCAACACUUUGAAUCCAGCCUUGUGAGACCCUAAGCCGAGAACUCACUUAAGCCUGCUUGGACUUCUGACCUACAGAACUAUGAGAUAAUAAAUCAGUGGUGUUUUAAGCUGCUAAAUUUGUGGCAAUUUGUUAUGUAGGAAUAGGAAAUGAAUACAGUAUUUUAAAAGAGGUAAAGAGGAAAUCUUCAUACUUGAUUCCCUGUAGUAUGCUGGAUAUUUCUUGGUAAAUGCAUGAAUAAAGUCUUUAGUAGCAAGUCAUGUACCUGGACCUUGUUGGGGAUGUUCUCGCCAGAGAUCUCAAUUAGUCUUCAUUGGACGUUUGUUGGCAAAGUUGCAGCAUCUUACUGAGUAGCGUUUGGUAAAGGAACUGCUAGAAUGAGACUAUAGGAAUAGGACUGAAACAGUGUGUAAGGGAUCUUUUUUAUUUCUAGAAGAGGUGUUACUUUAUACUGAUUUAGACUGCUCUGAGCCUGUCAGAAGUAAAUUCAAGAAUGAUUAACAGUGGUAUUUUAGAUACAUUAAGAGCAAAAAUAACCUUUGCCUUGUAGAGAUCAGAUAAUCUGUGUAUCGAGGGAUUUAAUUUUUUUUAACCAAAACUUAGUUUCUCUUUUUAUCAUCUAGCACAGAUCAAAUCCUGUAUGGGCCAGCCAAAUGUUUGUAGUUUGAGAAUGUUUUGCAAAUACCUCUCUGCUUCCAAGCCAUUAAUAGCUAAUGAAGUUUUAUUUUGGUUUGUCCAUUAAUUUUUCUGCUUAUUUUUACUGUAUUGCCAUGUCCUUGAUACGAGACAAGUAGAACUAAAAGAGAGAAAAUGAGAGGUUAAGACUGUCAGAAGAUGAGAAAUGUGAGUCAUAACCAUACCUUAGUGUUUUAAGGGAACUUUAUCCAGUCCAAUCCCUUUAUAGAAAAGGAACUUUUCCAAGUUAUGUUGCAGUAUUUAUAGUGUGUAAAAUUUUGUUUGACUUUGGUAGUUGUGCAUUUUAAAUUAUGAAUCUUAUAUGCUACGAUAACUAGUAUGCUUACUUUCUUUAAUGCAUGUGAUCAUACAAUGCUAAAAAGGUAUUUUUUAAAGACCCAACCAAACUGAGGAUUUUGUUAUACAUAUCUGUAUCAACACCUAUAUAUAAACUCUUCUUCUUACCUGAAACACUCCUUCACCCGGUUUGGGCACUAACUAGAUCAUUUUCAAAGGAACAAACAGGAAGGAGCAAGCUGGCACUCCAGGGUGCAUCUGAGCUGAGAAUUUAGAAGACCUCAUUCAAGAAAGUAAACUGAGCAUUGAUGGGAAAGCACUUUGCGCGAAGUAACAUUCCCACUGUUAAUGUUGCAGUCAAAAUUGUGGAAAAAAAAAAGUGGUGCUAAAAUUGUUCUGAAAUGAAGAUUGUUUGUUGUGGGGAAUAUUUUAAUACUCUUGGACUUUAGGGAGGCUAUUUUAUGUGUCACUUGCUCCUAGUUGUUUCAUUGUAUUAGUAAUUAGCAAACUGUCCUGGAACCAAGGGUUUGGUACUUUUGCCUGAUUAGCAUUCCAUUAUUUAUUUGAAAUGCUCAGUGUUUGCUCAAAUUUGGUGAAAAUAUCUUUUGAAGACAUAUUCUCUGAGCCUUAAAAAUGGCUGCUAUCGACAGUACUGUAAGAUGCACUGCCAGUAGAUUUGAUACUUUUCAUUUCAGUGUAGGCAGUAAUGUUUUCUAAGAAAGAUUUAGAAAUCAGCAAAGUGUAACAAUUGUGUUUCAUUUAUGGAAUGGAAAAACUGAAGUGUCCCAUUCAGAACACUUUGGAAAGGUUGUCUGCAUUAGGGGAUGUUUCUGGAAGCAUCCCUUAGAGAAGCUGCCUGAGGAAUCUCCUUGCCAGGUUGUACCAGAUUUUUUUUUUUCUUAAAUGUAUUGUAUAUAUUUUCCUUAAAAUGUCUUCAUUGGCUGAAUGAUUCCUAUCCGUAGUAAUAUUUUAGGUACUUGUUGGAUUUUUAAAGGAAGAUUAUUUAUUUUCAGAUUUGCUGCUAUAAUUGAAAACCUAGUAACUGGUCCUGUUGAUUGUGCCUUCAUCACUGUUUCUCUGUGCCACGACCGUUCAUGUGUAUUUGAAAUAAAGAAGUUUAAAAAGCCAUGUUGAAUUCAAGAUUCCUUCUAAUAAAAAUAGGUGAAACUUAA